This is a messenger RNA of Culex quinquefasciatus (southern house mosquito), 1450 nucleotides long. Its product is annotated as cold shock domain-containing protein CG9705. Gene Ontology annotation, cellular component: cytoplasm. Gene Ontology annotation, biological process: regulation of mRNA stability. The transcript has 3 exons. The record is from RefSeq and is a predicted model, not a curated record. Bases 464 to 937 code for a protein of 157 amino acids. Gene Ontology annotation, molecular function: mRNA 3'-UTR binding. Lineage: Eukaryota; Metazoa; Arthropoda; Insecta; Diptera; Culicidae.
CUUCGAUCGUCCUCGGUUCGAAACGGUUAGUCCUGUUUGUUCUUCGGAGUGUUCUCGUUGAAGGAUUGUUCCGCGCGCGUGUUCCGGUCUAUCCAAGUCCAUCUGGUGUUUGUGACAGUGUUUCUCGGAAAAUCAUUCCUUCAUCUUUCCGUCAGGUUUGUGUGAAGUGAAAAGAAGGGAAGAAUUCCGGUUAUUGUUGUGCAAUUAUAAUCUGAUUGGUUGUUUCGUGGUUCAGGAAAAGUUCCGUGGAAAUUGUCUCGGUUUGCUGUGUGAGUGCGGAAAGCCGCCAGGUGUAAAGGCUUAAUUAAGUGUAAAUUGGUCAGCUUGCCCUCGAGAGGUAGCAAAUCGAUAGCAAAUAUCCCGGUUUUGGGUCAGAGUUCAACGGCAUAGAUAAACGGAAUAUCACCGGAGAUAACACGCUUCAGCCCUGGCCAGUAUUAGCAGCAACAGCGCCGUAACCAUCAUGUCCAGCAACAUCCAGAUAACGGCAGACGACAAGCCAUCGACGGGCAUUACGACGCCGCCAAAGCCGGUGGCCAGCAUUCCGUCGAGCCCGUCCCAUUUGCAGCUUCCGUCGCCGAUCAUCACCCGGCGCACCAGGACCGCUUCCACAUCUGACCGGGCCAUGCGUAACCCCAUCGAGGAGGGAAAAGUGAGGUCGUUCAGCCGGAGCAAAGGACACGGCUUCAUCGAGCCCGCCAGCGGAGGCGACGACAUUUUCGUGCACAUUUCGGACGUCGAAGGCGAGUACGUGCCCCUGCCCGGCGACGAGGUCAGCUACCGGCUUUGCUUCAUCCCGCCCAAGUUCGAGAAGACGCAAGCGAUCCACGUCCAGAUCACCCAUCUGACGCCCGAGAAGCACUGCAAGUGGGAGGAGAUCGCGUCGAUGGUGCCGCACUGCAAGUCCCCGGACAGCUCCCGGCUGCUGCACCACUAGGGCUAGGAGUCGGCGAUCUGCACUACCUAACCCGAGGGGGAUGGGAGGAGAGCAGGGCUGAGUUUCGUUCCGUUCCGGCCAACGACUUGAAACGACGACGAGUUCGCGCGCACACAAACUUACAAAACACACUUAGUUUGUUCUGAUCUUCUUCAUGUUCUGAUGCUAGAAUUUUUGUGCUUUAGCUUAGGUUGACAGUUUUGUUGUCUCUUUUUCCCCCCUCAUACUUAGAGUGUGCUUGUUCAAACAAUCGGUUUCUGUAGCCCUAUCGCGUAUAUUUAUACGAUACACAUAGUAUUACAACUCAAAAAUAAACAACCUCGAGAAAUAUGCAAAAAUGCAACAUUUGUUUUAAGGUAUGCACCGGAAGUGAGCAAAGCCGCACUGGAGAAGGAAUGUGCGGUGCACGAGAACCCCCCUCUCGCUUAACUGUAUUUAUAAUGUCACGAGAGUCAUGCAACGAGAAAACCAGAUUAAGGUUUGUCCUCCAAAACAAACAGAAACAAAAAAAGC